GGAUGAGCUUCUGCUCCUGCUGAACACCGCGGACCUGUUUAUGCUUUUUUUUUUUAAAUACUAUUUUUUUAAUGAAAAAGUUUAAAAAAGUAGCUUAAAAACUUUUUUAAAAACUUUAUUUUUAGUUUAAGGCUUUUUUUUUACUGGUGAAACUUUAUUUGAAGCUGUAUUAUUUUGUAUUUUGUAGUUGGAAACUCUUUUAUAUAUAUAAUAUUUUGUAUUUUAUUAGGAUUAUCCUCUUAUUAGUAUUAUUUCAGAGCUUAUUAUUAUUUUUAAAUCAUAGUCAGGAUCAUGUGGACGUUUCUGGGUGUAGCGAGUUUCACCUACGUGUAUAAGAAGUGUGAUUUUAUUGUGAAUAAUGGGCUGCUGGUGCUGCUUCUGCUGGGUCUGCUCGCUGUCAGCACUGUGCUGACCCUCAGGAAAGCCCCCCAGAUCUCCCAGCUCGCCCUGGAGCUUCUCUCAGCCUUACCUGUGACCAGCAAGAUCUUCAGCAGAUCAGACACCUGCAGCCGGAAACACACACCUGACAACAGCAAACAGAAAGGAGUGAGGAGGAGGAGGAGAGCAGAAGUGAAGAGCUGUCUGAACUCGGACCCUGGCUCCUCAGUGGACCCCUGCAGUGAGGGGCCGGAGGUGAUCAUAGUGGGUGCAGGUGUUCUGGGGGCAGCGAUGGGGGCGGUGUUGGCGCGGGACGGGCGGAGGGUCACUGUGGUGGAGAGGGACCUGCGGGAGCCGGACAGGAUCGUGGGGGAACUGCUACAGCCCGGCGGCUUCCGGACCCUCAGAGAGCUGGGGCUGGAGGAUGCAGUAGAAGGCGUGGAUGCUCAUGUGGUCUGUGGGUAUGUUGUUCACGACAGAGAGAGCUGUUCAGAGGUGGAGAUUCCGUACCCUCAGGAUGAGGGUGGUGUCCAGUGCCGGGGCCGAGCCUUCCACCAUGGUCGCUUCAUCAUGGGCUUGAGACGGACCGCUCUCAAAGAACCCAAUGUGACGUUUGUGGAGGGGACAGUGACCAGUCUAGAGGAAGAGGACGGCUGUGUGACUGGAAUUCAGUACAGAGAGAAGGACAGUGGAAAACUCAAGGAGAUCUAUGCUCCACUGACGAUAGUCGCUGAUGGCUGUUUCUCCAAGUUCCGUAAGAACCUCACCUCAGGGAAGGCCAAGGUGUCCUCCCACUUUGUUGGCUGUAUAAUGAAGGACUGCCCCCAGUUUAAAGCCAACCAUGCAGAGCUGGUCCUGGCAGAUCCCAGUCCAGUACUGAUCUACCAGAUCUCCUCCAAUGAAACCAGAGUUCUGGUGGACAUCAGAGGAGAGAUGCCUCGAGAUCUGUCUGCGUACAUGGUGGAGAAGAUUCAUCCUCAGUUACCAGAGCACUUACAGGAGCCCUUCAUGCUGGCCCUGCAGAAUGACCGAUUGAGGACAAUGCCUGCCAGCUUUCUGCCACCUGCACCAGUCAAUAAACCAGGGGUUCUGCUGUUGGGAGAUGCCUACAACAUGCGUCAUCCUCUGACCGGAGGAGGGAUGAGUGUAGUGCUGAAUGACGUUCAGAUCUGGAGAACUCUCCUCAGGAACAUUCCUGACCUGUAUGAUGACCAGGCGGUGCUGCAGGCGAAGAAGAAAUUCCACUGGGAGAGAAAGUCUUCACACUCGUUUGUUGUGAACGUGCUGGCCCAGGCCCUGUACGAGCUGUUUGCUGCUACAGACAAUUCUCUGCAUCGACUCAGAAAAGCCUGCUUUUGCUACUUCAAGCUGGGUGGGGAGUGUAUUAAUGGACCCAUAGGACUCCUGUCUGUGCUCACACCCAAACCCAUGACUCUGAUUGGACACUUCUUUGCUGUGGCCUUGUACGCCGUCUACUUCAGCUUCAAGUCGGAGUCGUGGCUGGCCAUGCCGCGGGCUCUGCUGAACAGUGGUGCCAUCCUGUACCGUGCCUGUGCCGUCAUGUUCCCCCUCAUCUACUCAGAGUUCAAGUACCUGGUGUACUGAUCCAAAAGGAAACUAAUUAAUGGUACAAACUGGCAACCUAAAGACUUUUAUCUCCUGACCUGCCUUCGUAAAGAGAGCUCUGUGAGCCUUAUUUUUAUAAAUAAACCCAUAAAAAAAAACACAAAAAAACCAGAAAGACACAAUAUGACAAUAUGAACCUUAGACAAUAUGUGCCUUAGACUGUAUAACAGAUUUACAUUCACUAUAGACAAAUCAACUGUCUGUCUGUUCAGGAAGGACUGAACACAGGGGCCUUAAAUCUGCUUUGCCUUUUGAAAGGGACUAUCAGCUUUAAAAAGCACAUUUUUACAGGCAUACUGACCAAUCAGGGCCCUGCUGAUGUAAGAAGAGCUCAUAUUAAACUGCUGUAAUGCUGUG
Astyanax mexicanus (Mexican tetra) is the source of this 2361-nucleotide messenger RNA. RefSeq names its product squalene epoxidase a (gene sqlea). The transcript is spliced from 11 exons. The record is from RefSeq and is a predicted model, not a curated record. Bases 292 to 1983 code for a protein of 563 amino acids. Gene Ontology annotation, cellular component: membrane; endoplasmic reticulum. Gene Ontology annotation, biological process: cholesterol metabolic process; sterol biosynthetic process. Lineage: Eukaryota; Metazoa; Chordata; Actinopteri; Characiformes; Acestrorhamphidae. Gene Ontology annotation, molecular function: flavin adenine dinucleotide binding; squalene monooxygenase activity.